GUGGACUAUGCAAGUGGUGUUCCUGUGUCCCUACACCAGCCACAACAUCAUUAUGAGCGGCAGGAAUUUGUCACCACCGACAGGGAGUCGGCACUGGUUGUUUACCACGAAGAGGCAUACAUCAGCAGCAGCCGUCAAAUGGCAUGGAAACCUUCAUACAGGUCCCGUUUGGAGGUCUGCCCCGGCUUGCAGUGGCUACCUUCAGAGAGUCGCCCGUUCCUGUGUCAGACUCGCAUCAGCAGGCUCAGCACUACGAACAAGAGAUCGAGCAGAGGGCUGCGGAUGAAAUGGUAGCAAUGUCCCAAGUGCUGGACCUGCACCGAUCGGUGGCCCCAAGCACCUCUCGCGACUCGGUAGUGGACAUUCCCGUGUCGCUCCACUCGCACCAUGCCCACCACCUGGCACGGCCUUCAUCGUCUUCCUCGUCCUCGCCUCCACCACAGAGCCCUGCCCUACUGGUGCUGCCAGGCUCGGCCGAGGAGUCUGUGGGAGCCUUGAGGCUGGAAUCUCAGCUGACAGUUGGCCCCGAGAGUGCAUCUACCUUAGGUCUACCCAUGCUGUUGGACAAGGCCAGCCUUGCAUUGUGCUCGAGCAGUGCCUCUUCCUCUGCGCUUUCUUCCCUCGGGCCAUCGACUUCGUCAGGCAGUCGAGGUGCCAUAGGCCUGGCUACCCACCUCUCGCAGCGGUACCUCCUAGAGCAAGCACAAUACCUGGUGGCCGACUUGGCAUCCAAGGAGCUCCUUCCCUCAAUUCUUCAGAGCUCCUGCUCCUCCGGCGCCUCCACGUCGACGGGUGUGCCCUCCGCUGGUUCUUCCGCAGCUUCAUCAUCAGUUCACGGUCUCAACUUCUCACUGGCUGCUGCAAAGGCUCUUUUGGCCACACAGCAGCAGCCACAACAGCACAAGUUUGGCAGUGGAAGCAGCACGCUGCAACAUGCAGGCCCCUCUUCGGUAGCGAGCGGCUCGGUGGCGGCCAUGGUUGCGAGUCCCGAGCACUUGGAGGCCGAGCCUUUAGAUGCCGGGGACGAGGAAGGAGUGCUGGACUCCUCGUCUUCCGCUGGACCUGGCGCUCUGCUCGAGGUGCAUCCUGCCAGUGCGGUGCCACUGUACGGGAACGUUUUUGUCACGGAGCGAGGCGAGGUGGCUCUCGUCAGCAGCACGGGGCAGGACUCUGAGGACCUGCUGGAGAAGCAGGUAGGGCAGGGGAACGCGGGCCCAGGUCCAUGCAGCUCUGUGCAGCAAUCUGUGCUGCGGCCACUGCAGCGGAUGGAGUGGGCAAGUUCAGUGAUUGUGACUGUUAUAUUGUGACUGUCAGGCCCAAUUCACACAGCCGUCAGA
This is a messenger RNA of Rhipicephalus sanguineus (brown dog tick), 1337 nucleotides long. RefSeq lists its product as uncharacterized. The record is from RefSeq and is a predicted model, not a curated record. Bases 144 to 1307 code for a protein of 387 amino acids. The transcript has 6 exons. Lineage: Eukaryota; Metazoa; Arthropoda; Arachnida; Ixodida; Ixodidae.